AUGGCAAGCUACCGCUUCCUCGUCCAAAAGCUAUCCGGAUUCUUCACCGGCUGCGAGUUCCUCCACGUCCAGCGCGCAGAGAAUGAGGCGGCCGACACGCUCGCCAAAAUCGCCUCGUCCCGGCAGUCCAUUUCGUCCGGCAUCUCCCUCGAGCAUCUGCACAAGCCGUCCAUCAAGCCGUCUCCGGACUCCAAAUCCAUCCACGUCCCAGCCGACCCGGGCGCGCCUCAACCCGGCCCCGAGACUGCUCCAGCCGACCCGGCCGCGCCUCAACCCGACCUGAGGACUGCUCCAGCCGACCCGGCCGCGCCUCAACCCGGCCCGGGGACUGCUCCAGCCAACCUGGCCACACCUCAACCCGGCCUGGGGUCUGCUCCAGCCAACCUGACCACACCUCAACCCGGCCCAGGGGCUGCUGAACCCGGCUCGGGGGCUGCCACCCCGGAGCCUGCCAUAAUGGCUGUCUUCGCCGGGGUCACGGCACCAUCCUCGGCCCUGCCCAUCUCGGAGUUCAUGGAGAACGGGGUCCUUCCCAUGGACGAGACCGAAGCCCGACAAGUGCAGCACCGAGCGUCCGCCUAUAGCAUCAUCAACAACGAGCUCGUCAAGCGCAGCUCAACCGGCGUAUUCCAACGCUGCGUCGAGCAAGACAAGGGCAUUGAGAUCCUCCUCGACAUACACCAGGCAAGGCCGAUCAAGAAGCUGGACGGGCCAACGGCCGUUCGAUUCGUCAAGGACAUCGCGGUGCGCUACGGCAUGCCGAACAGCAUCAUCCCGGACAAUGGCACCAACUUCGCCAAGGGCGCACUCGCGCAGUACUGCUCCGUCUCCGGCAUCCGCCUCGACCUGGCUUGCGUUGCACAUCCGCAGUCCAAUGGCCAGGUCGAGCGGGCUAACGGCCUCAUCCUAUCCGGCAUCAAACCGCGACUCGUCGAGCCGCUCAUCCGUUCACCCGGCAGUUGGCUCGACGAGUUGCCGGCCGUCCUCUGGAGUCUCCGCACAACGCCAACCAGGUCGACCGGGUUCACCCCGUUCUUCGUCGUUUACGGAGCAGAAGCCUUCAUCAAGACAGUCGAGUUCGACUUGCCGCGCGUCACGAUGUACACGGAAGCCGAAGCCAAGAAGCCUGCGAAGACGGUAUCGACCUGCUCGAAGAAGCACGUCUCCUAG
Aegilops tauschii subsp. strangulata is the source of this 1170-nucleotide messenger RNA. RefSeq lists its product as uncharacterized. NCBI's taxonomy places the organism in Eukaryota, Viridiplantae, Streptophyta, Magnoliopsida, Poales, Poaceae. Gene Ontology annotation, biological process: DNA integration. Gene Ontology annotation, molecular function: nucleic acid binding. The record is from RefSeq and is a predicted model, not a curated record.